GGAAGCUCUUCGCGUCUCCUCUCCGCCGCUUUGAGCCGUUUUCACCAGCGUCAUGGCGGACGAGGUGGAUGUUGACAUCGAAGGAGACGAAUGUGAUGCAGAUGAUGGUGAUCUUUCUAGAGCAAUGAUCCUCCAGGAUCAGUACUUACAGUCAGCAUGGAGGACUGACCCUACAGUGCUGCCCUGGAGCCUGGAUAACUCGAUCAGUGAUGAGAACAGAGAGAUCAUUGAGAGCAUGCUGCUGGAAGAACAGUAUUAUUUUGCUGGGAAGAAGGUUCCUAAAGUGGCGUGGGCUGACGAAAAGCCUAAAGUAAAAAAGUCACCGGUGAAGAGCUCUGGAGCGUCGGCUCGUUGGGCACAAGAGGAGAAAGAUCUCUUUGAGAAAGGACUUGCUCAGUUUGGUCGGAGAUGGACGAAAAUCGCGAAGCUGAUUGGCUCUAGGACAGUUCUUCAAGUGAAGAGUUAUGCCAGGCAGUACUUUAAAAACAAGGCUAAAUCUGAAGGUCAUGCUGAAGUGUCUUCCACUAAGCCCCAGAGUGCACUGCUUCACGCGCUACCAUCAGGAUCCAGCCCUCCCUCUGUCCAGCCUCAGACCGCUGCUCUGGCCAACGCUGUACGCAUCGAACGCCUGUCUGACGACGAGGACGUGGACAUCACCGAUGACCUGAGUGACGAUGAGAGUCAGCCUGAGAACCAGUUCGAUUUCAGAGACGAGCCCAAAGAUUUGGACCAGCCUCAAGACCAAGCUCAAGUAGCGUUCUCGGACGUAGUGGAAGAGUCUGAUACACCUGCUGAGCUGAUCCCUGAGGGGAACAGCAGCCACUUUCAGACCGUGACCGAGCCAGAACCUGGAGAUCAGACAGAGUCCUGGGACGCAAAAACACAGCCGCAACACGAGGAUGAGUGCUCUGAAGAUAAAGUUGAAAAGAGUCCACUAGAGGACACAGAGGACCAGGACGAAGAGGAGGAGCUGAAGCCCCCUGAACAGGAAGUAACGUUGGACACAAGCACCGUCACAGAAGAAGAAAAGCAAGCCAUCCCAGAAUUCUUUGAGGGUCGUCUGUCGAAAACCCCGGAGCGAUAUCUGAAAAUCCGCAACUACAUACUGGACCAGUGGGAGAAGAGCAAACCCAAGUACUUAAAUAAGACGUCAGUGCGUCCAGGCUUGAAGAACUGUGGGGACGUGAACUGCAUCGGCCGAAUACACACUUACCUGGAGCUCAUAGGGGCGAUCAACUUCAACUGUGAGCAGGCUAUCUAUAACCGUCCUCGGCCGGUGGACCGCUCGCGUCUGAAGGAAAGCAGAGACAGUCUGGAGGCCUAUCAGCUGGCUCAGAGACUACAGUCCAUGCGCACAAGGAAACGACGUGUGCGUGACGCCUUUGGGAACUGGUGUGAUGCCCGAGACCUGGAGGGCCAGACCUAUGAGCAUCUGAGUGCAGAGGAACUUGCCCUUAGGAGAGAGGAGAUGAAAAAGAGGCAACCAAAGCCCUGCAAACUCCCUAAGCGAGGCUCUUUUGAUCCGUUCCAGCUCAUCCAGUGCAAAGCCUUUGGAGAGGAACGACAGGAACCAUUCCGAGUGAUAGUGUGUGCUGAAGCUCUGGUUGUCGUGGAUGUGCAUGCUCAUGUCUCUAUGGGAGAGGUGAUCGGACUCCUGGGUGGAUCUUACGAUCAUGAGGACAAAGUGUUACGGAUUUGCACAGCAGAACCAUGUAACAGCCUCAGCACUGGACUGCAGUGUGAAAUGGACCCUGUCUCCCAGACACAAGCAUCUGAGAUGCUCGGGGUCAGGGGUCACAGUGUAGUUGGCUGGUAUCACUCACAUCCAGCUUUUGACCCAAACCCUUCCCUCAGAGACAUUGACACUCAGGCCAAGUACCAGAAUUAUUUCUCUCGAGGAGGAGCUCCAUUUAUAGGAAUGAUUGUGAGCCCAUAUAACCCCAGUAACUCCUCCCCUGUGUCCCAGAAUACAUGUCUGCUAGUGCAGGAAGAGACUGGAUCCGCUGGCACUCAGAAGCUUCCGUACAAGUUUGAGUAUCAAAUCUCCCCUGAGCCUCCAGAUUUGACCGAAGUGAUGAGGAGAGCAGAAUGGGUGGUGUUCAAGUACAGGCACUCAUAUGGGUCUGUGCCCAUGGAAAGACUCUACCGCAGCGAUUCCUCGCUCACAUGCCUGGAAAAGAUGCUCACAUCACUUAGGACGAUUCUGGCAGACAUCCCAGAGACCGAGACCUUUCUGUUCCAGAUCGAAGCGUUGUUCGUUACACAUUUCAUAGAUAAGCAAGAGACAGAGCAAGCUUCUGGCUCGUCCUCUCAUCUUCAUGAGCAAUUUAAACAGUUUCCUACACACACCUUCACCACCUCCGAGCUGAUGGACAGUAGUGAGGUCUUGGACUAUGAGGAGAUGUGUUCAAAUGAGGAGCAGUCCAUCAUUAACGCUAGCAAUUCUGAUAAAGGCCUUAAUAGCUCAAGUUCUGGAAGUCAAGUUGUAGCUGGUAAAGAAGUAAAUAUACCUCCUGUACCAUCAGCAGAACCUGAGUAUUGACAUUCAUCUGACCUAAUGAGCAGCUAAGUUAUUAAGGAGAGCUCCUGUUGUUGCAGAUACUAAUGUUAUUCAGCUGUGUUUUGUAGUAAGAAUAAUAAUCAUUUGCAAAGUACUGUACCUCAUGUUGAUGUAAUUUUGGCAGCAAUUAAACAAGUCAUUGUAACAACACAGAUGCACUGAAAGCUAGUCAGUGUUAACCAUGUACAUUGUGUUAACUUGCUAAAUGAGUUUUGUACUUGCUCUCCAUUAUGUCUAUAGCUCUCUUUGCUAAAUCUUAUUUUUCCAUUUUAGCUGCUAAUUAACAGCAAACACUCAUUCAUUAGGAUCUCUUAAGUGUUUCUUAACCGUACAGUGUUGUAUUUAAAUCAAAUCUGGAUAUUACAAACACUGAGCACUUUAGUAGGAACACAAAUUCUUCAUUGCAUGGAUUCCAGAUGUUGGAAACAUUCCUUUGAGAUUCUGGUCCAUAUUGACAUGAUUACAUCACACAGUUCCUGCAGAUUUUUCAGCUGCACUUUCAUGCUGUGAAAGUUCUACCGUUCUACCACAUACCAAAGCUGUUCUAUUGGAUUCAGAUCCGGUGACUGGGAAGGUUGCUGAAGAACACUGAACUAAUUAUGUUCACGAAACCAGUUUCAGACAUUUUCUUUGUGACAUGGUGCAUUAUUAUGCUGGAAGUAGCCAUUAGAAGAUGAGUAAAUUGUGGCCAUGAAGGGAUGCACAUGGUCAGCAACAAUACUCAAAUAUGCUGUGGAAUUCAAGCGAUGAUUGAUAGGUAUUAACAGGCCCAAAGUGUGCCAAGAAAACAUUCCCCGCACCAUCACACCACCAGCCUGGACGUUUGAUACAAGGCAGGAUGCGUUCAUGGAUUCAUGCUGUUGGUGCCAAAUUCUGACCUGAUCUGUGUGCCUCAGCACAAAUCGAGAUUCAUCAGAGCAGGCUAUGUUUUUUCAGUCUGUAACUGUACAGUUUUGUGAGCCUGUACCCACUGCAGCCUCAGCUUUCUGUUCUUGGCUGACAGAAUUGAAACCUGAUGUGGUCUUCUGCUCUUGUAGCCAAUCUGCCUCAAGAUUCGAUGCAUCAUGCAAUCUGAGAUGCUUUUCUGCUCACCACAAUUGUACAGAAGGGUUAUCUGAGUUACUGUAGCCUUUCUAUCAGCUCGAACCAGUCUGGCCAUUCAGCACUGAUCUCUCAACAAGGCGUUUCCGUCCACAGAACUGCUGCUCACUGGAUGUUUUUCUCUAUUGCACCAUUCUGAGGAAACAACAGACUGUUGUGUGUGAAAAUCCCAGGUGAUCAGCAGUUAUAGAAAUACUCAAAACAGCCUGUGUGGCACCAACAUUCAUACCACGGUCAAAAUCAAGAUCACAUUUUGUCCCCCCUGUCUGAUGGUUGAUGUGAACAUUACACAAAGCUACUAGUCCAAAUCUGAAUGAUUUUAUGCAUCGCACUGCUGCCACAUGAUUGGAGGAUUAGAUAACUGCAUGACUGUGUGGGCGUACAGGUGUUCCUAAUAAAGUGUUACAGUACAGAUACAGUAUCAGAAUCACUCUGUCCCUAAUUUCUCCAUCUGGGGAUUAAUAAAGUAUUAUAAAGUAUUAUCUUAGCAAUGAUGUCAUUGAGGACUAUACUCGAAUUAUACUCGAUUUUCUUUCUUGAUUUUCGUGAUGUCGUCUCUUGAAUAAUCGUUGUGGAACACGUUCUUGUUUUGUAAUAAAGUCAUUAUUUUGUA
Ictalurus punctatus (channel catfish) is the source of this 4274-nucleotide messenger RNA. It is a transcript of the gene mysm1, whose product is annotated as Myb-like, SWIRM and MPN domains 1. Lineage: Eukaryota; Metazoa; Chordata; Actinopteri; Siluriformes; Ictaluridae. Gene Ontology annotation, biological process: double-strand break repair. The record is from RefSeq and is a predicted model, not a curated record. Bases 53 to 2542 code for a protein of 829 amino acids. The transcript has 20 exons. Gene Ontology annotation, molecular function: metallopeptidase activity; polyubiquitin modification-dependent protein binding. Gene Ontology annotation, cellular component: BRISC complex; BRCA1-A complex.